Rangifer tarandus platyrhynchus (Svalbard reindeer) is the source of this 1392-nucleotide messenger RNA. The record is from the annotation of a GenBank genome assembly. NCBI's taxonomy places the organism in Eukaryota, Metazoa, Chordata, Mammalia, Artiodactyla, Cervidae.
AUGCUCAAAGUCACGACGCCCUCGUGCUCCGCCUCGUCCUGCUCCUCGGUAACCGCCACUGUGGCCCCGGGGCCCGGGAGCCUGGUGCCGGAUUACUGGGUCGACGGCUCCAACAGGGAUGCUCUGGGCGAUUUCUUCGAGGUGGAGUCGGAGCUGGGACGGGGUGCUACAUCCAUUGUGUACAGAUGCAAACAGAAGGGGACCCAGAAGCCUUAUGCUCUCAAAGUGUUAAAGAAAACAGUGGACAAAAAAAUCGUAAGAACUGAGAUAGGAGUUCUUCUUCGCCUCUCACAUCCAAACAUUAUAAAACUUAAAGAGAUAUUUGAAACCCCUACAGAAAUCAGUCUGGUCUUAGAACUCGUCACAGGAGGAGAGCUGUUUGACAGGAUUGUGGAAAAGGGAUAUUAUAGUGAACGAGAUGCUGCAGAUGCUGUCAAACAGAUCUUGGAGGCAGUUGCUUACCUACAUGAAAAUGGGAUUGUCCAUCGUGAUCUCAAACCAGAGAAUCUUCUCUAUGCAACUCCAGCACCAGAUGCGCCACUCAAAAUUGCUGAUUUUGGACUCUCCAAAAUCGUGGAACAUCAAGUACUCAUGAAGACAGUAUGUGGAACCCCGGGAUACUGUGCACCUGAAAUCCUUAGAGGCUGUGCCUAUGGACCCGAGGUGGACAUGUGGUCUGUGGGAAUAAUCACCUACAUCUUACUUUGUGGAUUUGAACCAUUCUACGAUGAGAGAGGUGAUCAAUUCAUGUUCAGGAGAAUUCUGAAUUGUGAAUAUUACUUCAUCUCUCCCUGGUGGGAUGAAGUAUCUCUGAAUGCCAAGGAUUUGGUCAGAAAAUUAAUUGUACUGGAUCCUAAGAAAAGGCUGACUACCUUUCAAGCUCUCCAGCACCCAUGGGUCACGGGUAAAGCAGCCAAUUUUGUACACAUGGAUACGGCUCAAAAGAAGCUUCAAGAAUUCAAUGCCCGGCGCAAGCUCAAGGCGGCGGUCAAGGCCGUGGUGGCCUCCUCCAGGCUCGGCAGCGCCAGCAGCAGCCACAGCAGUGUCCAGGAGGGCCGGGCUAGCCGGGAGCCGUCUCCACCUCAGGCCGGCGACGAGGGCGUCCCGGGGGGCGAGGGGCCCCCGGGGGCAGCUGAGGGGGCCGGGGCGGAGCUACCGGAGGUGCAGGCGGGGGAGGAGGUCAGCGGUGAUGAUGGAGACCUGGCGGCCCCCGGGAUGGAGCCCACGGCAUGGGAGGAGGAGAUGGAGGGGGCCGGCCUGGAGACGGAGGGGUGCCCGGCCGGGGAGACGCGGGUGACCGCUGGAGCUGCAGCAGCCCCUGGAGGACGAGAGGAGGACCCUGCCCUGGAGGUCGGAGCUCAGCAGGGUGACGCGGUCCUGCCGGAGGACUAG